GGUUGACUUUGGGGGGGGGUGGUGAAAAAACAGCCUACCAGGCAGUUCCUUCCUGAGUAAGCUGUAGAGCCAGGGACCUUCGGGAAACAAGUUCUGUUCAGAGGGAGGAAUAAUGUCCCAAGGAUCAAGUAGGAGCCUGGGCAAAGGAAGCUCCCCCCCGGGGCCUGUACCAGAUGGAAUCGUCCGUGUCUACAGCAUGAGAUUCUGUCCUUUUGCCCAGAGAACUCUUCUUGUCCUGCAGGCCAAAGGAAUCAAGCACGAAAUCAUCAACAUCAACCUGAAAAACAAACCUGAGUGGUUCUUUAAGAAGAAUCCUUUUGGUCUAGUACCAGUUCUGGAGACCAGUCAGGGUCAACUGAUCUAUGAAUCUCUUAUCACUUGUGAGUAUCUAGAUGAAGCCUAUCCAGGGAAGUUGUUUCCAGAGGAUCCCUAUGAGAAAGCUUUUCAAAAGAUGAUUUUGGAGUUGUUCUCUAAGGUACCACCUUUGUGUUUGGAUAUUUUGAUAGGAGUAAGGAAAGGAAAAGACUGCUCUACUCAGAAAACAGAACUCUGUGCAGUGUUCAGCCGCCUGGAGGAGGUUCUUACUUGUCAGAAGACAACUUUCUUUGGUGGGAACACUAUAUCCAUGAUUGAUUACCUCAUCUGGCCCUGGUUUGAACGUCUGGGACCAUAUGGGAUGGCAGACUGUGUGGACCACACUUCGAAACUUAAGCUCUGGAUAGCAGCCAUGAAGAAGGAUCCUACAGUAACAGCUCUCCUCAUGGAAGAGAAAACUGUGCAAAAUUUCUUACAUCUCUAUUUUCAGAACAGUCCUGAGGCCUGUGAUUAUGGUCUGUGAGGGGACAGUGAUCAGCAAAAAAGGUUCUAUACCUUGCCCUCUGGGUUUUUCUCCGUACUUAAUAAAAAAUAUAUAUCCUGCAUAUAA
Molecule: messenger RNA, 925 nt
Organism: Phascolarctos cinereus (koala)
Lineage: Eukaryota; Metazoa; Chordata; Mammalia; Diprotodontia; Phascolarctidae
Product: glutathione S-transferase omega-1
Biological process (GO): glutathione metabolic process
Cellular component (GO): cytoplasm
Molecular function (GO): glutathione transferase activity; glutathione dehydrogenase (ascorbate) activity
Source: RefSeq, a predicted model, not a curated record